Messenger RNA from Lingula anatina, 1855 nucleotides. RefSeq names its product inner nuclear membrane protein Man1-like. Gene Ontology annotation, biological process: nuclear envelope organization; negative regulation of BMP signaling pathway. The record is from RefSeq and is a predicted model, not a curated record. Gene Ontology annotation, molecular function: chromatin DNA binding. NCBI's taxonomy places the organism in Eukaryota, Metazoa, Brachiopoda, Lingulata, Lingulida, Lingulidae.
AUGGCAGUGAUUGUGGAUUUGGUCAGAAAGAAUCCCCACUGGGGUAUAAGCAUUGCUAGUAGAGACAAGAAAACGCCUGCCGCCAGUGUCUAUGGGGCUGUCUGGUUCACAGUGGACAGUCCGCACAUGCCAGUUUGGUGUCGUGUGAAACGUGCUGUCAUGCAAGUGUUCUAUCAACUCCUCUUUGUGGCUGCAGGAUUGCUGGUGUGUGGGGUUGUAGUGCUGGUGUUGAGAUACAGACGCAGACAUCAGGACGAGGAGACCAAGGAGGUGUACCACCUGGUGGAGAGAAUUAUAGAUAUUAUGAAGAGGCAUAAUGAUGAGUGCCAAGUUAAUAAGUCACUGGAGCCUUAUCUUGCCAUUCCACAUGUUAGAGACAUGCUGAUCCCUCUUCAGCUCAGGAGGAAGAAGCAAGGGGUGUGGGAUAAAUCAGUGAAAUUUCUGGCAGCAAACGAAUCUCGUAUCCGGGAGGAAACGCAGCAUGUGAAAGGAGAAGAGUUUGCUGUGUGGCGGUGGAUAGGGGGCUUUCCCAGUAAUGGUAAAAACAAGGUAUGGCAGGGACAAGCAUUUGGUGAGAAUUGUGAUGUGGGAUACAACCUCUUGCCGUAUAGUCCUACUAAUUGCCUGAAGAUCAGGAACAUGUUUGACGCGGAUGUAGAGUGUGGUCAAGACUGGCACAUCUAUGUCCAAGAUGCUAUUUUAGAGAAGUGUAAAGAGAAUAAAGGAAUUCUUCACCUGGCUGUGGACAAGACUUCCAAAGAGGGUUGUGUGUAUAUGAAGUGUAUGACCCCAGAUGCAGCAGGGGAAGCUUACAGAGCUUUACAUGGCUGGUGGUUUGAUGGCAACCUUGUCACAGUGAAGUACUUGAGAUUAGAGCGCUAUCACGAGAGAUUCCCAGACGCAGCAAACUCCACAGUUCCCCUGGUGCCCUCCAAUAACAAGAUGAGAUCUCUGUCCCAGCCGUAUCAUCGCUCACCGUUAGAGAGAUCAUAGAUCACGCAGACAAACUUGUUUUGCCAACUCAAUAAGGCAGUGGAUGUCCCAGUUUAUAUAUUAGCACUAGCCUUGGUAUUGGUUCAGAUUGUUUCACCAGCUAUUCAGUAAAUUUGUUUGAUAAGGUGUCAAGCUGAUGUAAGUUUGUAUAUUGUAGUCUAAUCAGACAAGUUAGAUAUAUUAUAUAUAUAUAUAUAUAGGUUAAAAUAGAUAUUGUAUAGAGAUGAUAUUGAAUGUGUGUACAUGCACAUUGAGAAUAUUAUGUGAACAUUUUGCAGGAUAUUCCUGGUCAUAGAUGGUGAUAAAAGUCCACGGUUAAGAUAGUGUGUAAGGGCAAGGUUAGCAAAAAUGAUAAGCAGUCACAAUUAUGUGAAGUUUAUCUACUAUUUCCGACAUUUAGUUUUUGGCAUGGAUGUGGGGUGGGGAGUUGAUAAAUUAAAAUACAGACCAGAUGCAGUUUCCAUAUAUUUCAGCUCAAAUUUACUGAAUUUCACCUUAUUUGUGUAUACAGCACUACGUAUUGUUGUUUUACGUCUGGUCAGGGUAUGUUGUAUUGAAACAUAAUUCUUGGGUAUUGUAAUGCGUAUGCACAAUUUAGAAAAUAUUGUUUCAUCAGCAAUUUUUUUUAAAUACAAAUUAAGAAGUUCUUUUUUGAACAGCUUGGAAUAUGCAUUGAUACUCUGCCAGCAAAUGUUGCAUAUGGUUUCUCUUAGAAUUCCUCAUUGGAUGUGGCUGUGAAAGACAUUCUUUGGAGAACUGAUUGUAAGCAGAUAAAGCAGCAGUAGGUAAAGAAAACAAUAAAAUUCCCAAGCUGUUCAGGAAGGAAGUUUUUUUUUCAUUUUAUUAUUAUUUUUUUCUUCUU